AUGACUGGUGGCAAUCCCAACAACAACGCUCCCGAGGGCGACAAGUCUACCGCGCCCAAGGGCAAGGAGACCGUCAAGGCCGAGAACGAGAGCCUCGUGCCCGUGGGUUACGCCGCCCCGGGCGCAAGACCAUUCAACGCCAUGGGCGAUAUCAUCCACGCGCCCGGUAAUGAGCAUCUUCUCGGUACUCGGCAGGCCGAAGCUGCCAGCAAUCGGGCUUCUGGAAAUGACAGUGGCAAUCCCUUUGCCAACCCCAGAGACCGCCAAGGCCACAACCCGCUCGGCCCCAACAUACAGUUGAGCAGCGCUGGGGGCAUCCGCAAAGGCGGUCCCAUCCGCAAGACCAUCUACACGGAUAUCGGUGCCACGAUGAAGAAUGGUCGCUUGGAAAUGACAGUCCCAGAGAAGUAUCAAAAGUCUUUGGAAUACGAAAAGCAGGGUCUUACCGCGCAGCAGCGGAUGCCAACCACCGGGGACCCCUUCCAGAUCCAUGUCGGCACGAACGCCACCGCCCAUGGCUACACUUAUGGUCGGAAGAUGGAGAACCCCGAAAGCCCGCUCAAGGACCGCGGUGACUUAUACGGCUGUCCCAAGUGCUCAACAACCACCCACACAUAUGAUCAGUGUUGUCAGUCGCGAGCCCAGAGAGGUGAGGCGCCUUCUUUGGAUGAGUAUUUCCAGUUGCUGGUCGUGAAUCGUCGAGGUUUGGCCCAAAUCCGCACAAACAUUGACAUCUUCAUUCUCGCUUUGGGUUUUGUCGACCAGAACGAGAGUUUUGCGAGGAAGCAAGCCUACCCCUUGUCGCUGAGUAUGAGCAAGGCCCUGGCGCACCAUAAGGCCUCACAGCUGCACUCCGACAAUGCUCCGAACCUCGCCUAUGGCCAGGACGGCAAAUGUACAUCCAUCUGGGAAGACAUCAGAACCCGCAACCUGCAGAACAUCGCCAAGAACGUUACGUUCAAUAUUCCCGAGAACGUGACUCCUCACUAUGCCAAGACGAGCCUUUUUGAAGAGAAUUUCGUCUCCGAUGACAACCUCCGCCGUGGCCUCGACAUGCAGAACUCUACGAACGAGUUAGAGAGGGCGGUGAUUGGAAACACCCGCAACGACCUUCACAGCGGCGAAGCCGAUCGAAAGAGAAUCCAGUGGGCUGUUCAACGCGUCUCCACCAAGUACAUCCCGGAGUUCACCAAGAUUGAUUUCAAGUGGGGUACUCAGCUACUUCUCGCGUUUACGCUGUAUGAGCCCGAGGGUGCUAAAUAUGCUGAGGGGUUCUUGAAAGCUGCCAUCCGGGAGAAGCAUGCGAUCGAUGCUGCUACGGGUGCCACAGCUUAA
Molecule: messenger RNA, 1335 nt
Organism: Colletotrichum orchidophilum
Lineage: Eukaryota; Fungi; Ascomycota; Sordariomycetes; Glomerellales; Glomerellaceae
Exons: 2
Coding region: 1-1335 (444 amino acids)
Source: RefSeq, a predicted model, not a curated record